AUGUACAACGCCUUCAACUCGUCCCUGGCCAACUCGGCGGCCUUCACGCCUGGCCCGACGCAGAAGAGCAAGCUGCUGAGCGCGCUGAACGGUACCCCGUCGCAUUCGAGCCUCGGUGCGACCUCCAACUCGAACCCGAACACCAGCGCACUGCUCGCCUCGCUCAAUGGCGUCUCCGCGGCCAGCAACCUGCUCUCGGGUGCAUCGUCGUACAACAACAACAGCAGUAGCAACACUCUGCACGGUAGUCGCAACGACAACGGCAACGGUCGCCCCGCGUCGCCGACCUCCGCAGCCCAGCUCGAUCCGUGGUCGGUCUCGUCGAACGGCGCCUCGCACCUCCCCCUGUCUAUCUCGCAGUCGAUCAACAACCCUGGUCUACCAUCGGGCGUCAUCGUCUCAUCUGCGGCCGUCAACGCGAUGAACGGCAUCAGCGGAGCCAGCGCGGGCUCGGCGCUGGGCGGUUCUGCGGCGGGGUCCAGAGCCGAGACCCCAGGCGGUCAGCCCUCGCAACUGCACCAUCAGGGAGGUGGGGGAAAGCUCUUGUCCCUCGUUCAACCCGGGAGUCUCCCGGGUAACGGUGCGCAGAGUGAGAAUGAGAAGGUCUACUACCUCAUCGUUGACCUCAUGUCCCCCACGACCCGCGAAGGCGCGUUGCUCGAGCUCAGCAAAAAACGUGAACAGUGGGACGACCUCGCACUUGUUCUGUGGCAUUCGUUUGGUAGGUAUUGGCUUCUCUCCUCUUCGGUCAUGAUAGGGCGAUCGGCUGACUCGCUGUCUGCUUUUUCCCCCGCGUCUCCCUCCCCCUCUCCUGUCGCUCGUCUUCGUCUCGCACGUGCGCCACGUAUGAUUCCCCACAGGCGUCAUGUCGGCGCUGUUGCAAGAAAUUGUUUCCGUCUACCCUCUACUCGCACCGCCCUCUUUGACGGCCCACGCCUCUAAUCGCGUCUGCAACGCGCUCGCCUUGCUGCAGUGCGUCGCCUCGCACAAUGACACGCGCUCGCUCUUCUUGUCGGCCCACAUCCCGCUGUUCCUGUACCCGUUCCUCAACACGACGUCCAAGACGAGGCCGUUCGAGUACUUGCGUCUGACCUCACUCGGUGUUAUCGGCGCCUUGGUCAAACAGAACGACAACUCGGACGUGAUCAACUUCCUACUUUCGACUGAGAUCAUCCCGCUGUGCUUGCGCAUCAUGGAGACGGGUUCCGAAUUGAGCAAGACGGUCGCCAUCUUUAUCGUGCAAAAGAUCUUGCUCGAUGAGAUGGGGCUGGGCUACAUCUGCCAGACGUACGAGCGGUUUUACGCUGUCGGCACCGUCCUGAGCAACAUGGUGCAGCAGCUCGUCGAAUCGCAAGCCGUGCGGCUGCUCAAACACGUCGUGCGAUGCUACCUCCGUCUUAGUGACAACCUCAGGUAAGCACUUGAGGUGACUCGUGUCGUUCUGGCCCUGUCGUUGACCAGACUGAAUUCUUCUCUCUUCACAGAGCCCGCGAGGCCCUUCGCGCGUGCUUGCCGGAACCCUUGCGCGACGCGACGUUCUCUCCAUUGCUCAAGGGCGACAUGGUCACCAAGAGGUCAGUCAUUUUGAACCCCAGUCGAUUCGAGGGACUCAUACUCACCACGCUGGUGCUGUGCUUGCUCCCCUAUCAGAUGCCUCGCUACCCUGCUUCUAAACUUGUCCGAUCGCGUCGACUCGUAA
This is a messenger RNA of Microbotryum saponariae, 1699 nucleotides long. Lineage: Eukaryota; Fungi; Basidiomycota; Microbotryomycetes; Microbotryales; Microbotryaceae. The record is from the annotation of a GenBank genome assembly.